AUGGAGCAACCGGCCAAGAAACGCCGACUUCUUCCUGCGGUCAAAGAGACUGCCCAGCCCGCCCCAUUCCCCAAUGAAUCGCCUCAGCAACACCAGGUCCAGGAGGCCCCUCCAGCCGAGCGCCAUGAUUUCGAGUCCUUUGCGAGGCAUCUGCAGGAUGCCGCCAUGUUGAUACAGCGCCAGACCGAGCGCCCGCCAUACGACAGCGUCUCGGUUCUUCUUUUGCGAUGGGAGGAGGAUACCUCGGCCGAAGCCGAUCUUACAGCCUUGGAAAAUAUCUUGAGGGACCGCUACAAUUACCGAACUGAUCGAUGGAAUAUUCCGACCGUCGCCAACCCAAGCAUUAAGCUUGGUGUCCAGAUGGCCUCUUUCUUGGAGCAUGCCAGGAAUAACCACCUGCUGAUCAUCUACUACGCUGGCCAUGGUUACGUCGGUGCCGAUAAUCAACUCUACUGGGCUUGCAACAACCGCGAAGAUGCCGCAAAGCUGAAGUGGGACGGAGUCCGCUGCUUGUUUGAGGACGCUCAAUCUGACAUUCUCCUUCUGCUCGAUACAUGUACCGUUCGCGACAUUCCCAUGUCUGGCAGCCACGGUAUCAAGCAGGCCAUUGCCGCCUGCGGUUCAGAACAAACUGCCCGAGAGACUGCUGGAAAAUCCUUCACUUACCACCUCAUCGAGGCCCUGCACAAGCUUAGCACCGUGGGGAGGCCGUUCAGCAUCCCGCGAUUACAUGAAGAAAUCGUCCUGCUAAGGCAACAGGAGAGUGCUCAAUCUGCGAAGCUUACCAAUGGCGCCAGCAAGAGUCCGCCUCCCCCACCGCACCUCCCCAUCGCCUUCACCCUCACUCCCGGCAAGGGGCAGAGCAUAAGUCUGGCCCCCUUACCUCCGCGGACAGUUCAACAGUCACCGCGCAAUGGCGACGCCGAAGCUCAGUUGAGGACCAAGGAAGAUCAGCUCAUUGACCCUGAAUCCGUCGCCGACCUUCGUUUCGAGGAGGCAAGAGUCCUCGUAUGUACGACAUUCGUCGGUGAUGCCAGCCCCGAUAUGUCCUUCUUUAAUGGCUGGCUUCACAACACCCCUCCCCUGGCCGCCAAGAUCGAAGUGGAGGGAAUGUUUCUGGGUCCGCCCACAAUGCUUCUGAUAUCGAUGCCUCAUUCUAUAUGGAACGUCGUACAGCAUGAUAAGGUCUGCUGUUUCCUCGGAUACAUCACUUCACACAACAUGAUCCAUUUGUACCAAAAAUUGAAGGGCUCAUCGGGUAUCAAAGCGACGGCAAAGGAGGUUGAAGAUGGUCGUAUUCUACUGGAAGCGAGGGAAAUGGCAACAAGCACUCCCUCUUUGCAUCGACGCUCAUUAGACAGCAAAGACGCCGCCUACCACGAUACUCUCAACCGUAUAGAUGCCACGCCCUCCGGCAUAGCAUACGCCACUGCAGCGGCGGCUGCAGCCGUCGACGGCAAAAACGACGUCGAGGAUUCGGCAGAGAUGCAAGAAGCGGCAGAGCAGCUCAAGGCUUUGAGCCACGUUCGGCAUCUCAGCGAUGAAGCACCGCCCGCUCCGGAACGUCAACGACUCCCCGAUGGGGCGAUGCCUUCCAAUCACGAGGAUACGAGUUCUCACGAAUCCGGCGCCGACGACACGAUGCAUUCUAUCGAUGUGACACCAAAUUCAAAGCCCAAACAGCGGAGAUCUCUCCAGAAAGCCACCCCGAAACAAGAGACCAGAUGCACUUUAUGCAGCCACGCCCCAUUCAAGGACUCAUCGUCGUUACGCAAACAUAUCGCCGCGGCACAUACUAGACCGUUCCCUUGCGCCUUCUCCUUUGCCGGCUGUACCAGUACGUUUGGGUCGAAGAACGAGUGGAAAAGACAUAUUGCCUCCCAGCACCUGUGUUUGCAAUAUUACCGAUGUUCUUCUUGUCCGCAAAGCACAAUUGAGGGCAAGGGGAACGAGUUCAACCGCAAAGACCUCUUCACUCAGCACCUCCGCCGCAUGCACGCACCAUUUGCCAUCAAGAAGGCUAUUGCUAAGGGCGACAGCAAAUUACAAGUCGAGUGGGAGGGCCACGUCAAAGAAAUGCAAACAACUUGUCUGGUCACUCGCCGGUCGCCCCCUCAAAAGUCAGCAUGCCCGAAACCAGAUUGUCAGAGUGUUUUCGAGGGACCUGGCUCAUGGGAUGAGUGGACGGAACACGUCGGCAGGCACAUGGAGAAAGGUGAAGGACAGCGGCUUGGUGUAGAUCGGCUGCUGGCUAAGUGGGCCUUCGACGAGGGUAUCAUUGAACGCAAAGACGAUGGUGAGUAUCGCCUGUGUGCCGGCAAUGGGGCAACUGGCGGCGGCACAGGGAAUGGAGGAGACUCGAAAGACUCGAUCUCGGUGGCUUUCCCAGAGCCAAAACAAGAUGCCGAGGAGGCAGCUGGCGAAACUGGGGACGCCGCCGACGACAAGAUGGAGGUGGACAGUUAG
Messenger RNA from Colletotrichum karsti, 2466 nucleotides. Its product is annotated as C2H2 finger domain-containing protein. The transcript has 3 exons. Gene Ontology annotation, molecular function: DNA-binding transcription factor activity. The record is from RefSeq and is a predicted model, not a curated record. NCBI's taxonomy places the organism in Eukaryota, Fungi, Ascomycota, Sordariomycetes, Glomerellales, Glomerellaceae. The coding region runs from base 1 to 2466 and encodes 821 amino acids.